AUGGAAGUGAUAUUAGAUUGUUUUUUUGAACAAUAUUUUACAGAAUUAGAACGCAGUAGUUUAUUGUCACGUUCAAAACGACGACAAUUAGUGGAUUAUUUUAAUACAGUUAUUGCUGGAUGUUCGGCUGGUGAAGAAUGUGAUCCACAAAACGCUUGUAAACGAGCAGUAUCAUCAGCAAUUGAAUAUCAUAGACAACAUAAAGAUUCAAAUGGUGCAAUUUGUUUAAUGGGAAAAUAUCAUAAUGUAUUAUAUUUAGCUGUGAAAAUAAGUUUUGAUUGGAAUUUACGUGAUACAGAGCUAAUAUCACAGUUAUUGAAUGAAAUAUAUAUGUGUGAAAAAACAUUUGAACGUAUAUUUGUUGGUGCAAUAUUUGGUCCUACGGCACCACAUUUUAUAGCUGGAUGGAAGAGUGAUUUUAAGGAUCGAGAAGAAAAUGUACGGGCGUUAGUUUAUUUCUUGGAUCAUGCAACAAAUGCUUCUUUACAAUUCACUGAAGGCUUACGCUUUAUUGACGUACCAAUGGAAGCGUGUGGUCACGCAACUCCAUUACGUGUUGUCAUCCAAGUUGGUGCACCUGACAUCCUCUUAAUACUAUUACGUUUUGGAGCAACUGUAUCAUCAGAGAAAAUUAGUACAUCAUCAAUAGAAACAAUUUUAGACCGAUUAAAAGAGUAUGAAAAUGAACGCAUUUACCCAUUCACACUCGUUGCAUGUUUAAAAUUUAUUUUGCGUUCAAUACCUUCGAUACAUCUACCUUUACAAACGUUACUUUUAAAUGAUGAAUUAAUGUUGAACAAGAAAUAUGCAAAUUGGACUAGUUCACAAAUAUUAUCAGAUAAAUAUAGUUGUUUAAUUGAAGAUUCAUUAAUACCAGAAAGUCGAUGUGGAUUACAACCACCAGAGUUAAAACAUUUAGCACGAUGUAUCAUACGUGAAAGAUUAUAUAAUAAUUAUAAGUUACCUUAUGGAAUACAGGAGUUACAUUUACCGGAAGAUAUGCAAAAUUAUAUCGAUUUACAAAUCGAUUAAAUGAAUCCCUAUUUUGAAGUUAUUGUAAAAAAUUUGGGAAAAUAUAAUGAAUUGAUCUUGCCCAAGUUUACUUGAGUUUUGACCUUUCUCUACAAAAAGAAUAAUUUUACCUUAAGGUUUGAAGAUUUAGUAAAAAUAGGCAAUUAAAAGGAACUUUGGGUGCGUAAUAAUUUAUUCGUUUCAAUAAAUGCUGUACGUAAAAAAUUCGAGUAGAGAAUUUCUGUAAAAACCAAGGAAUACUAAGGAUAUUAAGUUCAAAGGGCACUUUUCAGUUCUUUUUCCACUGGCAGUCUAA
This is a messenger RNA of Chrysoperla carnea, 1327 nucleotides long. RefSeq lists its product as uncharacterized. Gene Ontology annotation, biological process: intracellular signal transduction. The transcript has 3 exons. Bases 1 to 1032 code for a protein of 343 amino acids. The record is from RefSeq and is a predicted model, not a curated record. Lineage: Eukaryota; Metazoa; Arthropoda; Insecta; Neuroptera; Chrysopidae.